Molecule: messenger RNA, 1029 nt
Organism: Lactuca saligna
Lineage: Eukaryota; Viridiplantae; Streptophyta; Magnoliopsida; Asterales; Asteraceae
Source: the annotation of a GenBank genome assembly
AUGGCGCCUUGGAGGAUACGUGCUACCAUGGACGAGAUUGACGUUGCUCGUAGAUAUGCCGGACAUCCGACGAUAUUCUCUGUCCGAUUACACCAUGGUGGACAGUUUACAAAGUUCCCUGGAAGAAAGUACAUCAAAGGCAAGCAAAAUUAUGUUGAUUUACUAGACAUUGACACCUUUUCCAUUCACGACAUUGACGAGAUGAUGGAGGAACUUGGGCAUAUUGAUUCAGACGAAACACUACUCUAUUAUCAUUUCCUGAGACCAUUUGGCGAUUUGGAUUUUGGGUUAUUUGCUUUGGGUUCAGAUCAGGAUGUUCAUCAUCUGGGUACGUAUGUUGCUAACCAUAAGGUAAUAGAUGUAUAUAUUGAGCAUGGGAAAACAAAUUUACAUACUUAUUCUAUGUCCCCCAACCCUAGUAAGGUUAAAAUUGUUGAAAUUAAAGAGCCACCAGCUUGCUCCAAACAGUUGUUCUUGGAGUGGAAUGACUCUCCAAUUGAGCAUGAGAGUGUUCCAGACCUAACAGAAGUUGAGAAUGAUAGUCAUUUGGACAAAGAACCAUCUUUGGUCGACCAUAUUGAAUUUGAAAUGAAUGUAGAGAAUGAGGAUGAUUAUGAUGGUAGUGGACACAACAAUGGCAGUGGAAAUGAUGAGUUUGAUGAUGAUAGUGAGAGUGAAGAUAGUGAUUUUUUUAUUGAUGAGGACAAUCUCAUACACGAUGUUGAUGUGGAUAUGAAAGAUAGUGAUUUUUUUAAAGCAUGUUCAAGGAGAUUAUGCCAGCCAGUACAGGUUGUUAAGGGAUUAUGUUUUAGAGGAAGACCAAAGAAGAAGAGAACAAUAUCAAUUGUUGAAAAGGAGGACUUUGUUAGAGGAAACACAGCAUCAAGGGCCCAUAGAUCAGUAACAUGUACGAAGUGUAACAAUGUUGGUCACAAUGCAAGAACCUGCAAAGGGCAAAGACCAAUUGUUGGUGGGGGUGGUGGACAAUCACAAGUAAAAGGAAAAGGGAAAGGGAAGGCAACCACUUGA